This is a messenger RNA of Strongylocentrotus purpuratus (purple sea urchin), 996 nucleotides long. RefSeq lists its product as uncharacterized. The transcript is spliced from 7 exons. The record is from RefSeq and is a predicted model, not a curated record. NCBI's taxonomy places the organism in Eukaryota, Metazoa, Echinodermata, Echinoidea, Camarodonta, Strongylocentrotidae. The coding region runs from base 1 to 996 and encodes 331 amino acids.
AUGAGGAAGCGUGCUGAUGCUUAUGACCCGGUCCCUGAACUGGAAAGUCCUGAACCUGAACCUGAGGCGGAGGAGGUUGAAGAAGAUGCACCUGCUAGAAGGAGCGCAAAGCAGAACUCGUGUGUAUUUUCUCUUCAUUGCUGGUGUUACUCUUCCCAGGAUCUCGUCGAAGAGGUCUGGAAGCAUCCUCAGAUAGUUCUGGAAGGCGUUGACAUCUUCGGUGGGGAGCUCUCAAGGAACGCAUGUCUCCCAACACCCUGUCUAAAUGGAGGUAUCGCUGAUCCUUGCACCCAACGAAACCCGUGCGUCAGUGGUGUCUGUCGUCCUAGUGGACAAGGGCAGUACGAAUGUGAAUGCCAAGAUCAUUAUGAGGGGAUCCAUUGUGAUGAACCAACUCUUCCUUUGGAGGUUUCUGUCCAUCCGUCAAGCCAGAUAGUCAACACCAAUGCUUAUGUGGAGCUGACAUGUAGUUUCAACAAUGCCAAGCGAUACCACUGGUACAAAGAUGAUGUCCUUUUGCCUAACAGUGGAAAUCAGAAUCCUUUGAUAAUCAUGUCUGUCACUCCAAGUGACAUCGGGUAUUACUUCUGCCGAGGCUCGGGGAGAAAUGAAGAAACUUUAGACACGAUGCGAGCAUCUGUAUAUGUCAAAGAUCUGACCAAUAUAAUAGUUUUGAACGCUAGAUUUGCCAUUCCAUUCAGCGAUGAGCUUCAUGACCAAACGUCUAAACUCUAUAAAGAAACGGCGCUCAACAUCAGCACCUAUGUGGAGCAAGGCGUCCGAACCAGUUCUGGUUUAAAGAGUCUAUCAGUUGUAUGCAGAGCCCUAAGACCAGGAAGCGUCAAAGCUGACAUGAAUAUCUACAUCGAGCGGACUAAUAUGACGGCAACGGAGACACAAGAUCUUAUUGGUCUAUCUCUUGACAGUCUAGCCAAUGAAUCGGACGACGACAAGUUCGACAAGUCUCGCAUUCUCGGCUUAAACAAGAAGCCUUAG